CUAGCCAGAUGAAGCUAGCUGGCUGCUUAUAAUGUCAGCUUUGGGCAACAGGGUUAAGUUGCUGACUAGCUAUUUAUUUUCAUGAACUGAAGUUCAAUUUCAAUAGGCGAACAACAAGUGGCAACCUAGCUAAUACUUACUCACAAGGAUUCCUAAAUUGUUGCUAAGAAUAAUGAAAAUGACUGCAGGUUCUACUGGUCAUUGUUUUCUGGCAGGUUGUAUAUGCUAGCUAGGUACCAAGCUAAAGCUAACUACCCCAGAAGUUGUGGUUGAUCAAAUGAUGCUUUAUUAUUGAUGCAGUAUUGUAAACACGUCGUUCGUGGCCGGUGUUUACAUCUUUGCAGACUUUUUUGUACAGCUUUGACAGUGCUACUGUAUCUUUUUUUCACACGCAAAGACCCAGACAAUAUUCCAUAGUAUGUAUGUCGUGAAGCUAAUGGCAGUGACGCCAUGACUGUGUAACUCCGUUAGGGCAACAUCUGUAAAGUAGCCCACUUGGUAGUGUGUACCAGUGCUCGACCAGUCGGCGAAAGCCAACGACAGUGCGAUUGAUUGUCAAGGGAAAUGAAUUCCAUUAUCUUGGCUUUAAUGGAUUUCGUCUUUGUGUUGUCUCGCUGAAAUUGUGUUACUCUUUCAAAUGACUGCUAUAUCCACACAGCAGACAUUAUGGGCUAGUUUAGGAAUGCUGUGUUGCACGUAUAGCGCAACAUUUUCCAUGCUGUCAAUACGUCAUGUCCCAACGUUAUACAGGUAUGCACGUCAGCUUUGACAUCAGGGUGUUAUAGACAUCCGAUAUGUUCACCGAUAUAUCGUGCAUCCCUACUCGGUACACAUGGGACAGAGACACAGCAAGAUUUAUACAAAUCUCUGCUGUUGAAAACUAAAUGUUAGUCUAAAGAAAUGUGACAAUGUCUUGAUGUUUUUUAUAGUGGAGAUCAAGUUUAUAAAUUGCCAGGCUGGGCUGAUGAGAGUGGAUUGCGCAGUCAAAUGGACCAGAGUAAAUAGGAAUUUUAAUGUCAGAUUUAGCUGGUGGUUACUUGUGGAAUUGACAUCGGCUGGAAGGGGGUUUUAACCAAUCGGCAUUCAGGAUUAGACCCACCGUUGUAUGAGUAGAAUUAAAGAGAAUUCGAAUGAAAAAUGCCUAACUAGGCUGUCUACGGUGCCUUUGAAUUCACUUUUAGAAACACGAGUUUGGCCAGCGUCUAUGUCUUCAGGCUCAUGCAAUGGUGCCUGGUGAGCAUGCCAGCAGCACAGAAUACUCUCUUUGCGCUUGUAGAGCCACUGGGGAUGCUAAACACUCCUCGGGCCACUCUUGCUGGGCAGGGAUGGAGAGUUUUUAUUUAUUUAUUUUUAAUUUAAAAAAAUAUAUAGCUAGGCCUAAAGUUUAUUUAUUUAUUUUUGCAAAAUGACCCUAUCAAACUGCAAAGCUCAUUGAAAGAGUGUUAAACCUCUUCGGCCUUUUCGAAGACCAGCACCAUACCCCGUGAGAGAAGACCGGACCGACGACCACAAGGAUUCUGAGAGUUACGAGGAGUUGGACCAACAGCAUGACUACUCCGGUAACAACAUGGACUAUGAAGGAUAUCAACAUCAGCAAAAUGCUUCUCCCAAAGUUUACAAUGCAGCUGACAAACGUAGCGCCCUCUACCAGCGGUUCUAUAAGCAACUCCAGGAGAAGACACCUGCCGACUGUGUGGUUCUGUCUGUGAGCAACCAGAGCACGGAUUACCCCAAAUCUAUAGGCCACUGUUUGCAGGACCGUGGCCUCUCGGUGGAAAUGAUUUACCUGCAGGCGGAGUCGGGCCUGACCCGGGCCCUACAAGAUGUCCGCUCCGACGGUUCCCCCUUAUGUAUUCUCGUCGAACAGACUAACGUAGCUCUGUCCUCGUGCACAGUAAUCAUAUUUUCAGAAUCCCUCAAAAUCCACCGCAACAUGCCCAAGGACCAUGCCAUGGACUUUGUGAUGGCGGAAUAUGGCCGUGGGCUUGGGGAGCGGACGCAGCAGAAGGACCCUGCAGAAACAGGGGCGCGGGCGGCCGAGCUGGUGGAUGACUACCUGGAGAGAGAGAAAGUGGAGAGGCAUGCUGUGCCCUCUGACACCCGCCAGCUGCUCUUCUUCCUGGCCGAGGGAGUUCACCUGUACCCCGAGGAGCUGAGUACCAUCGCGGAGUAUCUUCGCAACCGCCAGGACCAUCUGCAAGCCACGUCUGAGACUGGUGAUGGCCCCCGGCCUGAGAGGAAGAAGAUGUUGCCUCCUGGUUUAGGUAAACCUCCACCGCUGCUACCCACCCCCUCAGGCCCUCAUGGCAGAGAGCCACCCCCUGGGAUGGGAGAGCACCCUGUCACCCCCCUCAUGACUCCAGGCUCAUACCCCAAGACCAAGCCCCCUCCACUGCUGUCCAUGCACCAGGGACAGGGGCUACCUCAUCGUCCCACUCAUGGCCCCCACGGUCCACUACCUCGAGGACCCCCACACCACCAUGGGCCCCCUCCCCCCCGAGGGCCCCCUACCCCCCGUGGUCUUCCACAGAGUGGCCCCAUGCCCCCACACGGCCCCAGAGGAGCCCCACCAUCACUGAAGAGCCUUCACAUGGGACCCCAGCCUGGGCUGCUCCCCUGUCCAGGUGGUCUGCCUCCACACCCUAACACACCCAGGCGCUGAGAGAAGAACACCCUCUAGACCACCAUGGACAGACAGCAGAAAGCAUUCGUGCUGAUCAGGAAACACUGUCAUACUGGCCUGAGGAGUGGGAUCUCCUUCAGCUCAGUGCCCUGCUGCUGCUCUCUCAGGACCCCACACUACCACUCCUCAUCUCAGAGCCCUGUAUAGAUAGUCUCUGUCUCUGCAUCCAUAGUUUAGCAAGCUGAAAUGGAAUGUUGGUUUUAUUUGACUAUUUGGGAGUUCAGAGCUCAAUUUUUAUGAGUGUUUGAGUUGACCCACGACGAUGUUCAGGAGCCAAGUCAGAACAAAUGACUCUUUUUUUUUUUUUUUUUUUUUGCAUUCUCAAAUUCUUUGUUGUUUUUUCAUUUAUUUGUUAUUAGUUUUUAUCUGAAAAUUGGCUAUCAGAUAUUAUAAUAAACAAUAGAUUAAAGUCAAAUCAAUCUCAUAUCUUUUGCGAUCAUCUCAUCACACUCAAUGGUCUGUCUUUGGAUUUUUCCUAGGAGGAUAUGAUGCCAGUAUGCGAUCAACUUAAGAACAUAGUGAGAAAUUCAUGGUAAAGUCUGCACCUGUUGUGUUUGGCGCAUGUGACAAAUAUAAUGACUUUUUAAUCUCGUGAUAAAUAUGAAAGUGAUAUGUUCAGGAGCAGGUCUGAGCAUGUGGUUAUCGACUUCAAUAUUUAGUAAAGUAAAUUGGUAAUUAUACUGGAGUAAAAUUAGCUAGUUAACAAGAACAGAACUCAGUUUCUUAGGCUCUAUUUUAAAAUAUUUUCUACAGGUGUUUUAUUAGAAUAAAACAUUCCAUUGUAGCUUUUUAAGUUGGCGAUCUGAGAGAACUUAAUGUUAAUUCCUUUUUCUGUGUUAUCUCCCAUGAUCAAAUAAAAAAUGCAGCACCAACCAUCACUCAGUGUUUAGGACAGUAUAUAAGGUGUGACUAAACAGUUUCUGGCAGCUGUUUCCUAUUGGGAACCCUCAGUAUAAUGUGCCCAUGAAAAUUAAGAAGUUAUUGUGGAGAUGUUUUUUUUUUUUUUUUUACAUACACACAGUAUUUCAUGUUUUAUAUAGUACUGUGUAUCUAAGCCAACCUUGGCAGUGGUCUGAUGUAACUUCAGAGAAUUUGUAGUACUUAUCACUAGAUGGUGCUAUAGAUCCAUUCAACUAUCAUUAUCUUUGAAACCACUGCAUCGCCAAUUUAUUUUAUUUUAACUUUAUUUAACUAGUCAAGUCAGUUAAGAACAAAUUCUUAUUUUCAAUGACAGACUAGGAAGAGUGGGUUAACUGCCUGUUCAGGGGCAGAACAACAGAUUUGUACCUUGUCAGCUCGGGGGUUUGAGCUUACAACCUUCCAGUUACUAGUCCAACGCUCUAACCACUAGACUACCCUGCCAAUAUCAAAUGUGUUUUGUCUUUUCUGACAUUGAAAGGCUACAAUCAAUUUAUUUGAAUCGGAAGUCCCAGUUAUGUUUUCAUUGUUUUUGCCAAAAGCCUGUAAUGUUGUUUUGCAUGAGAUUGUUUCCUUAGUAAUUUCUUAUUCUGUGUCAGUUUAAGCGACCGAAGCACCUCACUAAAUUGAUAAUUAAGAUUAAAGGAAAUAAUCUUGUUACUGAAAGUGUUCUGAGACAGAAAGGUGCCAGACUUUUUGAAAAUGAAAUCAAUUCCUCUUGAAUUCAAUUUUCAUCCAUUUCAUAUUGCGCUUCAUGUCAAAGUGUACACCAUUGAGUUUUCUAUGUGGGCAUACGCAAUAUAUGUCUAAUAACAGUAGUGGUGGCUCUAUUCAAAGUUUGAAACAAAUUACUAUUUUCAGAGAAAUGGCUGAUAUCCUACAACAAUGCUGAGAAAGAAAGACAUUGUCGGCUAAGAUUCAGACAGUAUAUGUAUUUCCAGUACAUUGCAAUGCUUGCAAAGUGAAAAUCAAAUAUCUAUCCUGUUUGUUUUGUCCUUUGGCAGUAUGUGUCUUACAGGAUGCAAACAUCAAAUCAAAGUUGAUUGGUCGUGUACACAGUAUAGCGGACUUAGUGCAGCCAAAUGCUUAUGUUACUAACUCCUAACAAUGCAGGAAAAUGUCAAACGGUACACAAUUAUUUCUGUUUUGAAAUGUCGGAACAAAUCCAAUUAAUUCGAUCAUGGUUAAGUUGUGUUAGUAUGUGGUUGUGUUAGGUGAUUGUGAUGUAGUGUUCUGUUUAGGAGUGAGUGUGGCAUACAGUCUCUGUGAGUGGGUGGACGUGUGUGGUCAGGCAUGUUCUCCAGUUGUUUUUGUCUCCCAACUCCUGAUCACAGGCCCUCGGCUGCAGCUGUGAAGAAUCCAUCGACUCUCAAAGUAAUGGAGAACUGUUUAUGCUUCAUUUCACCAGCUGAGAAAUGUUGAUUGGAGCUUUGUGGGAGAAGGGAAAAACAACAUCCUAUAAAUCAGUUGAAUGGCUAGACUGAAACAUGGAUAAUCAGACAGACAGAUUGUAUUCAAACGGUUGAUCUGUCAAUCUUUUUGCACACGUACCGAGAACUUCUUACCCAUGUCUUUGCACAUGUAGCCUAUGUACAGUAAGUAAUCACGUUGAGAAAGCCUUAUACGUUUACUUUCUACUUCUGCGUUAGCUUCACAAUUGGAUAUCAAUCAAAAUGUAUCACUAUGGCUAUUCCUGGCACCACUGUGUCAGAAUUCACAGGAUCUGAUCUGCAGUUGGCUCUUAAUGGGACGCGUUUCUAAUUUACCUUAACCCAAAACUGGGCCUGUGUGUGCUGCUGAGAAUGAGAUCUUCAUUAGGAUCCUCCAGCUCUGACCCCCCCCAUCGCCACAGAUGAGUGCCAGGUAAGCACUCUAACAGCCAAACAUGUUGAUAAUUAGACCCGUUAUUGGAAGGUGUUAUCACAACAAUUAACACUCCAAUGUGUGGGUAUCUAUGGGUGGGGUUGAGUGAUUUGGGGUAGGUGGCUUUGUGUCUAGAUUGAAAGCCCCCUUCUCAUUUAAAUGUGACUGAAAGCCUCUAGAUUCUGAUUGGGCACAGUUCUGUAGGGUACAUUUCAUUUAAUGGUAUUUAAUAUUGAGAGGAAACAUGCUAUAAGUCUGCAUGUAUUUGUGUAUAUGUGGUAUGUAGUGUAUGCAUGAUAUUAGUCACCCACUCUGAUGCAGUAAAGAGAGAUAAAAGGCCA
This is a messenger RNA of Oncorhynchus masou masou (cherry salmon), 5805 nucleotides long. RefSeq names its product nuclear receptor coactivator 5-like. Lineage: Eukaryota; Metazoa; Chordata; Actinopteri; Salmoniformes; Salmonidae. The record is from RefSeq and is a predicted model, not a curated record. The coding region runs from base 1568 to 2662 and encodes 364 amino acids. The transcript is spliced from 9 exons.